AUGUUGGCAAGUGGAGGCACUGCUCCAUUGCACACGGCUACAUUUCUGGCCCACGCGACUGGUCACGACAAAGAAGUAGCACACGAACGCCGCCUGGCACUGGCGCUCGACAUUGACCAAGCGGCUCGCAUCCUGCUGCAAAAUCCCGCCCUCGAAGACAAGGAUGGCAACCGGAAACCCGAGCAUUGUCCCUUUGUAUGGAGGAACAGUGCAUGGACCCGGGAGCCGACCUAUCGGGCAUACAAAGAUGGAGGAUUACUCGAAAGCGAAAAGGUGGUUCCUACCGUCCCUUUUCGGGUUCUUGACGCUCCGAACCUCAAAGACGACUAUUACUGCUCCGUCCUCGCCUACAAUCAGACCUGUCACUCCUUAGCUGUCGCACUGGGCCAAAAAGUCUAUCUCUGGACCGAACAGUAUGGCGUGCGCUAUCCACCACUCCCUCCUUGCCGACCUGCCGAUUUUGUGACUUCUCUAGCUUUCUCAUCUGAGAAAGGGGCCAAGGCGAUAUUGGCAGUCGCCAGGAACAGCGGGACUAUCACAUUAUGGAGUUUGCUAGAGAUUAGGCCACGAUUCGAUGCGCCUCAUCCUUGCGCAGCGUCCUGUGUGUCGUUCAAACCUGUUCAAACCCAGCGACCGUCUGUCACAGGGAAUGGCACAGUCAUGUGCGAAGACUUGGUCGUCGGCGACGACUCUGGCAUGAUAUACUACUAUUCUUUGGAGUGGCCCGAAUUUGCUCCUGGAUCAAUGACGCUUCUGGCCAAACUUGACGCCCACAGCCAGAACAUCUGCGGCAUCUCCUGGUCACUAGACGGCAGGCACUUUGUCUCUGGUGGCAAUGACAAUCGGGCUUUACUUUUCGAUCCGUCAGUCUUCCUCCACGCAGACCACCAGAGAAAUAUCUCCCCGAGUACACCUAGCUCCACGGCAGACAUGUUUGAUGACUCCAGCUUUUCGACGUCUCAGCUUCCCACACCCCCGGAUACGCCGCAGAGAUAUCGAUCGGCAAGUCACCGAGAAUCGUCCAACUUCGAUAGAGGAUCAGCCAACGAUAUGCGCGAUACUGACCUAGCAACACCACCUCCAUCCCCUUUGCGUCCCAGCAGAGUAGUCGAUCACUCUCCAACCAUGCAAGACCUCAACCCGCCUGGUGACCCCCAGACUGCUGUUCCGUCGAAUGAGUCUGUUCUUCACAACGCGCUCGUGGAUCCCGUCAUUCCUGGAGAUUCUAAUCUUCACAUCCAUUCCUUUGAUCACGCAGCUGCUGUCAAGGCCAUCGCAUUUGCUCCAUGGCAGCCGAACCUGCUGGCGACUGGAGGCGGAAGCAAUGAUCGCCAGAUUCAUUUCUUUCACACAGGAUCAGGUGCAACUCUGGCCCUGAUCAAUGUCUUCUCCCAAGUCACUAGCCUGGUGAUAGCUGUUUUCAGCUGGCCGACCUGUGAAUGCGUGGUGAGUAUUCCCUGGGAAAGAAGACAGAAUGGCGAGAUCAGCCGUGCACUAUGGGCAAUCCCUUAUCCGGGCGGACCGAAUGAUGCUAUACCCAUCCGAAGACAAGAUGGGUCUAAUGGCGAAUUUUCGACAUGGGAAGGAGUUCGAGAAACCGAGGCCGAGCGAAGAAGAGCCGCUGCAAGAGCAGUGGGGACGGUCGGUCCUCGAGUUCGUCGCAGUCCAGCCCCAAGUCCCGAGCGAAGUAUCUUCCCAGUGAUACGCAGAGGGCAUCCGGGCAUGGGUGCUGAGGAAUUUCUGACAGAUGGUUACAGUGGCGAGAAUCGACGCGAAGGCGAGCGAUGGGCAAGCCGGACAGAAGACGAAGGCAGCCUCAUCAUCGCAUGCUGUGACCACACUGUCAAGUUCUUUGAGAUUUGGGCAGGGAAAAGUAAAGGAAAGAAAGUGUAUGGAUUGGGUCAGCGGGCAGGUGUGCUGGGCGGUAGUCGUGUUCUGGAAGGUUGGUGUGACAAUCUUGGUGUGGAUGAGAUUGGAUAUGGGGAGGACGUUAUCCGGUAG
This is a messenger RNA of Fonsecaea pedrosoi CBS 271.37, 2001 nucleotides long. RefSeq lists its product as uncharacterized. Gene Ontology annotation, cellular component: anaphase-promoting complex. The transcript is spliced from 3 exons. Gene Ontology annotation, biological process: positive regulation of anaphase-promoting complex-dependent catabolic process; anaphase-promoting complex-dependent catabolic process; positive regulation of ubiquitin protein ligase activity. Gene Ontology annotation, molecular function: anaphase-promoting complex binding; protein binding; ubiquitin ligase activator activity. Lineage: Eukaryota; Fungi; Ascomycota; Eurotiomycetes; Chaetothyriales; Herpotrichiellaceae. The coding region runs from base 1 to 2001 and encodes 666 amino acids. The record is from RefSeq and is a predicted model, not a curated record.